AUGAAUAACAAUACAAGCAACAACCCAUCCAGCCUUGGAUCAAAUAACAACACGGGCGAGGGCAGAACUAGCAAAGUAACCAAGCCUCGAAGUGGCAACGACAUGAACUGCAACGACUCCAGAGAAAUGAUUGGCAUUUCUUCCAGAGGCAAUGGGAUGCGCAAUGUCGGAAAAAUUGCACAGCAGCGCGUUCGGAAUAACCUCAACGUUAAUGGUGGAAUCAAUCUCUUCGGCAACUUUGCAACUGACCCGGGACUUGGGGAUUUAUACACUAAUCUUCAUUGCAUGAACGGAACGGGCGGAAUAACACACCAGUCCGAGGCUCAGGGCAACGGAUUGAGCAAUUCCCUAACGGCUAAUGCGAAUGAGUGGUUCGAAAAUAUGGACAAUGAAAUAUGCAACCUCUCGAUGGAUGAAACCCCAAAUACGGACCACUACAGGAACCAACAACCUGCGCUCAAAAGCUUCCAAACGAUGAACAGUACUCAAAUGGAUGAUAGAUCGAAUGAACGGAUUCCAACGACUCCGGUUAACGAAAUGACCGGGAACGGCACGAGCCGUUUUUUCAAUGAUCACGUUAUACACCAAAGUCCAAAAGGAAACAUGGGCAGCUCCCAAGCGAACAGUGGAAUGAGUGGAAUAGGUCCCAAGUUUUCGAGCCAUAGCGCGAGCAGCGCUCAUACAACAAGAGAAGGGUUCGAACAAAAUCCGAAUGUCGUCAUUCCCAGCGGCCAUCAAAGCACCUCCAGAAAUCCUCGAGUCAAUCGUGGACAACCGAAGAAAGACCCAAUGAUGUUUCAAGACGAGAACGGCAGGUGGUUGGAUCAAGAUGGUGAUGAGAUAAUCCCCACUGCUAUUGUUAUCAAAAGCAUCCCCUUCGAUCUUCGACAAGAGGAGCUGGAAUCUAUCAUGGCGGAGACGAGGAUGACCUUCCCCCACGCUCUCAAUUAUCAUUUUGUCCGUGACGAAUUCAAAGGCGUGGCUUUUGCAAACUUCGCGGAUGUUGGCGAGGCGUGGGCAGCCAUAGUCACGUUGCAUGGCAUGGAGGUCCGUGGUCGAAAGAUUGUAGCUGAAGCCAAGAAGCUGCUGGACCCUGCCAAAAGGGAGGAACUCGAAAGGAAAAAGAAAGAACAGCGAGGGCAGCUUCGGUCACAACAUAUGCCUUAUCCUGAAGGAAUGAAAGUCCCAGUCCCUGAUUUUAAAUGUGCUCCGCGGCCAUUGGGAGGCCUAGGAAAUAGCCACACACAAAACCUACAACUGCCCAACAAUGAGCGCCCUUUCAGGCAACCUCAAACUACCCCCGUCAGCUGUCCUUCAGCAAGCUCCAACUGGCGUUCUUCUCAUCCUCAUCGGUCUUCAGCACUCCGGGCACCCAAACAAGCAGCAGAGCGGUUACCCAACUCCUUCGUGGCGCAAGCAUCAAUGUCAGCUCGCCACGAGAUACCAUGGGCAUCUGGAUCCCAGAUCUGGGGUUCUCGACGGGGAGCCACCGCCCAAUCCCAACACGCACCAGCAGCGGUGACUGCAAAUCCUGGAGUCGUAGCUCUAUCUCAAGUCGCAGCCAUGCCCGGCACUGAACCUGGAUCCACACCUCAGGGCCAAAAAAUCUUAACCAAAACGGGAGUCACUGAGAACGCGACCCCCGCCGUCACCACCUUCUAA
Messenger RNA from Hyaloscypha bicolor E, 1662 nucleotides. RefSeq lists its product as uncharacterized. Lineage: Eukaryota; Fungi; Ascomycota; Leotiomycetes; Helotiales; Hyaloscyphaceae. The coding region runs from base 1 to 1662 and encodes 553 amino acids. The transcript is spliced from 5 exons. The record is from RefSeq and is a predicted model, not a curated record. Gene Ontology annotation, molecular function: RNA binding.